Messenger RNA from Mycena citricolor, 1569 nucleotides. NCBI's taxonomy places the organism in Eukaryota, Fungi, Basidiomycota, Agaricomycetes, Agaricales, Mycenaceae. The record is from the annotation of a GenBank genome assembly.
AUGUUCUCCUUCCAAAGGUUCGUUUUUCUUGCUGUGGCAGCGAGAAUCGCCUCCGCUGUUACGGUCGGGCCUAUUGGCUCCUUCGUAGUGGCCAACAAAACCAUCGCUCCCGACGGUAUACCCCGCGCCGCUGUGCUCGCUGGAGGAACUUUCCCUGGCCCGCUCGUCACAGGAAACAUUGGCGACAACUUCCAGCUCACGGUCGUCGAUCAGCAGCAGGACAACCGCAUGCUCGAGCCCACGUCAAUUCACUGGCAUGGACUGUUUCAAAACGGAACCAACUACAUGGACGGGCCGUCUUUCAUCAAUCAGUGUCCUAUCUCGCCCGGGAACUCGUUCACAUAUGAUUUCACUUCCCAACAAUCUGGAACGUUCUGGUAUCACUCGCACCUUGCUACUCAAUACUGCGAUGGUCUGCGUGGCGCGAUGGUCAUCUACGAUCCCAACGACGCAUACCUUUCAGAGUACGACGUCGACGACGAGUCCACGGUCAUCAACCUCGCCGACUGGUACAACGUUUUCGCUGAGACCGUGACGGGUGCUGCAACGCCAUCUUCCAUGCUCAUCAACGGUCUUGGACGCACUGCUGCUACACUAUCGAACACGACCCUGGCUGUGAUCAACGUCAAGCAAGGCUUGCGCUACCGCUUCCGUCUGGUGAACACCGCUUGCGACUCGAACUACGUAUUCCAAAUCGACGGCCACAAGAAUCUCACCAUCAUCGAGGCAGACGGUAUCCUCCACGAGCCAUUGAGCGUCGACUCGAUUCAGAUCUAUGCGGCCCAACGGUAUUCGUUCAUCAUGACUGCUGACCAAGCUGUCAACAACUACUGGAUUCGCGCGAACCCGAACAACGGUCCCACUGGUUUCAUCGGGGGUAUCAACUCUGCGAUUCUCCGCUACGAAGGCGCGAGCACGUCUGAGCCCACGACUUCGCAAGACACCUCGGUCAACGGGUUGAUCAACGAGGUCAAUUUGCAUCCCUUAGUCAACCCUGGUGCUCCCGGUGGCGCAUUCAUUGGUGGCGCUGAUGUCCAGUUGAAUUUGGUUUUGGCACGUAAUGCGGCAACAGGGAAAUUCACGAUCAACGGCGUAGCAUUCGUUCCGCCCACUGUCCCUGUCCUGCUCCAGAUUUUGUCUGGCGCACAAAACGCACAGUCGCUGCUACCCACUGGCUCGGUCUACGCGCUCCCACACUUUGCGACGGUGGAAAUCACCCUCGCAGGAGGCGCGCCUGGUGGUGGUCAUCCGUUCCAUUUGCACGGACACGCUUUUGACGUCAUCCGCGCUGCUGGAAGCACCACGUACAACUACGUCAACCCUGCCCGCCGUGAUGUCGUGAACAUCGGAGUCGCGGGUGACAAUGUCACGAUCCGGUUCUUCACGGACAACCGCGGACCGUGGUUCCUCCACUGCCACAUCGACUGGCACUUGGAAGCCGGUUUCGCAGUCGUGAUGGCCGAGGACGUUGCCGACUGGCAGUCGCAGCUGAUCCCGACUUCGGAGUGGAACCAAUUGUGUCCUAUCUACAACGCGCUUCCGGCCUCGAUCACCUCUCAUGCUGCUUGA